CUCCCGUAAUCCGCUAAGGCUCAUGGGUUAUUCGCAAAGAUGGCUCCUGUCAUCGAUUCCUGUGAAGAUGUUUUCAAUGUAAAAUAGCGCUCCCGGGGAAGUCAUAUUGUCGGGAUUCAUAGCGUUGUGAAUCGGGGACGUCUGUGGAGGGGACACGAGCUUAAGACACGAUGAAGCCGGGGAAAGGGAAAUCCUGUUACACAGAGCGGGAUUUCGUGUACAAGUUCCCUGCGGGGUCCCAGAGUUUUGUCCUCACUGUUCCCCUCCAGUUUCCCGUCCAGGAAAACCUUGAUCACCUACACGGACGCCUGAUGCUCCUCCAUGACCUGCCCUGCUUCAUAGAACAAGACCUGAAGAAAUCUUUGAGCCGGUUCGUUGAGGAGGAAACCAUUAAAGAUUAUGACCGAGAAGCGGAGCAGGCCCUGGAGGCGGCGAGCUCGGGUCAGGUGGAUGUCGGUGCCCUGGCCGCUACCUGGAUGAAAGCGUAUACAGAGACAACACUGGAACAUGCCUGGCCAGAGGAGCCCAACUGGGACGAGGAUUUUGCCGACAUUUAUCACGACCUCAUCCACUCCCCGGCCUCGGAAACACUUCUCAACCUGGAGCACAACUACUACGUCAGCAUCUCGGAGCUCCUGGGAGAAAGAGACGUGGAGCUGAAGAAGUUACGAGAGAGACAAGGCUUAAAGAUGGAUAAAGUAAUGCAAGAACUGGGCAAGUCACUAAGUGACCAAGACGUCAACUCGGUAGCAGCUCAACAUUUUGAGUCUCAACAGAUGCUAGAAAAUAAAUGGAGCACAGAGCUGAAGCAACUAUCUACAAUCCAGAAGCAGGAAUAUCAGGAAUGGGUGAUAAAGUUACACCAAGACCUCAAAAAUCCAAACAACAGUUUUAUUAGUGACGAAAUUAAAGUGCAACCAAAUCGUUUCCAAGAAUCCACCGACUCGAGUCAAGCUCUGUAUGAGGAGCACGGGCAGCUGGAAGAAAGUUUCACCAUACACUUAGGUGCUCAGCUAAAGACCAUGCACAACCUGAGACUGCUAAGGGCGGACAUGCUGGACUUCUGCAGGCACAAGCGCAACCACCGCAGCGGGGUGAAGCUGCACAGACUACAAACCGCUCUCUCCCUGUAUUCAACCUCAUUGUGCGGCCUGGUCCUGUUAGUGGACAACCGCAUUAAUUCAUACAGCGGGAUUAAGAGAGAUUUUGCCACUGUCUGCCAGGAAUGCACCGACUUUCAUUUCCCGCACCUCCAGGAGCAGCUGGAUGUGGUUCAGCAGGUGGUGCUGUAUGCCCGGGCACAGAGGAGCCAAAAGGCGAAGCACCAGCAAGAAGCGACUAAUGGGAGCGAAGGGCGCGGCGACAAGGUGAAAAAUGCAGAACGCAACCAGUCGAAUUUACUACCAGGGGAAUUUUAUGUGACGCGGCACUCAAACCUGUCUGAGACCCAUGUGGUUUUUCACCUCUGCGUGGACGACAACGUAAGAAGCGGCAACAUCACUGCCCGCGAUCCGGCAAUUAUGGGCUUGAGGAACAUCCUGAAGGUGUGCUGUACCCACGAUGUCACUACUAUCAAUAUCCCUCUGCUCCUCGUCCAUGAAAUGUCAGAGGAAAUGACUAUACCAUGGUGCCUGAAGAGAGCCGAGCUGGUGUUUAAGUGUGUGAAAGGUUUUAUGAUGGAAAUGGUUUCCUGGGACGGAGGCGUUUCGAGAACAGUGCAAUUUCUUGUGCCACAGAACAUCUCAGAAGAAAUGUUCUACCAGCUGAGUAACAUGCUUCCUCAGAUCUUCAGAGUCUCCUCCACACUCACCCUGACUUCAAAACGCUGAGGCUGUGGGCAAGACGUCUCAGUGAAAUGCUAAGGACUAUCUUUAAAGCCGCCAUUUUGGAGUAAGAACAAUGCGGUCAUUGGAGUGACCUAUGGAUAUGACAGGUUCCUGGGGCAUAGGAAUAUUGGAAAAUACAGGAAACCCAAAAGGGGUUCUGGACUUGAACAGUUGCCAAUGUGGGCAUAGUAUUAGGGCACUGG
Hyla sarda is the source of this 2029-nucleotide messenger RNA. RefSeq names its product chromosome 4 C12orf4 homolog (gene FERRY3). Bases 171 to 1829 code for a protein of 552 amino acids. The record is from RefSeq and is a predicted model, not a curated record. NCBI's taxonomy places the organism in Eukaryota, Metazoa, Chordata, Amphibia, Anura, Hylidae. Gene Ontology annotation, cellular component: cytoplasm. The transcript is spliced from 14 exons. Gene Ontology annotation, biological process: regulation of mast cell degranulation.